Molecule: messenger RNA, 2418 nt
Organism: Oryza sativa Japonica Group (Japanese rice)
Lineage: Eukaryota; Viridiplantae; Streptophyta; Magnoliopsida; Poales; Poaceae
Source: RefSeq, a predicted model, not a curated record
CCACCCGACCCAACCGAACCAACCCGGCUAUUCCAUUCCCCUCUCAUUUGGACCCCAAGGCCCAUCCCAGGUCGCACGCUGAUCUCCGCACCCGCCACCCGCAAUGGUGGUGUCCGAUUCCCCGAAACCCCAACCAACCCCCUCGCCGCCGGCGCCACCCCCACUUCCGGUCCCGGCGGCGGCGGGGACGACGAUGGGGGAGCUGGAGGCGGCCAUCGAGGCGCUCGCCGCCAAGAAGCUGCGCCUCCGCGAGGCCUUCGAUUGCCUCGUCGCCUGCUCCCCCAUCCCCAUCCCCUUCCGCUGGGACGACAUCGACGCCCACGUCUCGUCCAUCCAGUCCUCCGUCGCCGGCCGCUUCCGCCAGUUCCAGGCGCUCCAGACCGCCGCCACCGCUGGAAUAACGGCGGCCCCGGCCACCAGCAACGCCAGCAGCCGCGUCGAGCGUUCGGUCGAACACCUUGUGGUGGUGGUGGAGGGCCAAGAGUCCCACGUCGCGCGCCAUGAGGACGGUGGAAACGGUGAGGGUGAGGGUGAGGGUGAGGGUGGGCUAGGCAAGGAGGUGGCUAUGGACGUAGAAUCCGAGGAGGAGAACGGCAUGGUGGUGGAGGUGGCAAGCGAGGCGCCUCGCGGAGAAGACGGUGAGGUGGAGGAGGACGAGAAGAUGGGGGGGCCAAUCAAUGCGUCUCCUCCUAGCGAAGAAAUCCAUGGGAAGGGCGCGGACAUGUCGAGAAGAUGGGGGAAUCCCAUGGAAAUGUCGGCCGACGUGGACGAUGCGAAGACCAAGACGACGGCGACGGCGGCGGCGGCGGAACUGACGGCGAUGGCGAUCUCUCCGAUUCCGGGAUUCACAGGCAGAGGGGGCGCGGAGGCGUCGCUGAGGCGGUCUCUCGCGGCGGCGUGCGCGAGCAUGGACUCGUCGAGCCUGGCGCGCAUCCUGUGCUCGUCCGGCAGCAGCAGCAGCAGCCACGCCACCCUCGCCGCACGUCACUUCCGCCCGGCGCUUCUCGCCGCCGCCGAACCCGCGGCGCUCGUCGUCCGCGCCGUCAGGGACCUGCUGGCCGGGACGGCGCCCAUCAGGGACAGCGCGUGGGAGAGCUGCGUGGAGCUGCUCAGCUGCGUGCCCAAGCUCGCCGUGGCGCCGUCGCCGGGCACGAUGGAGCAGGCCAAUCGCUUGGCCGAGGACUGGAAGGAGAUGAUCGGGAGGACCGAAAGUUGCAGCAUGAACCUCGGCCGGUUGGCUGUAUGGGGCCUUCUCAACUUUCUUGUCUCCUACAACAUUGUCCUGGAGUUCGACGCGGAAGAAAUCAUCCAUUUCUUUGGCACUCUCCCGGACGACAAGAAGCAGUGUUGCAUCUCCCUCUGCAAGUAUCUUGGACUGAUUGACAAGAUGGCUGAUUCAGUUGGUCAUUUGAUUGAACAUGGACAACAACUUGUCGCUAUCAGAUUGGCAUGCACUUUGAAUUUGACAGACAAAUACACUCCACUUUCCAUCAUGGAAGACUAUAUUCAGAAUGCUAAGGAGACUGCUCAAGAGAUACUGAGCAUGGAAAGUGAUUCAGAGUCACUGAAACUGUCCAUGUCAAAGCAGGUCAAUGCUCUAAUAUUGUCAUGGAGGGUUGUUGGUGAAUGCAAUAUUGACUCUGUCCAUUGUGAUAGAAUUAAGGCAGAAAUUACCCAGCUGUUGCAUAAAUAUGCAAACAAGAGGCACAGCCUAGAAGAACUUCCUUCUGAUACUUCUAGUCCACAUCAGAAACAUCACCAAAUGUCGCAAGAGAAGCACCACUGGCAGCAAAAGCAUCGAGAGGAACAACAGCAGCAGUUUCAAAAUCAAUCCAAGGAACAAGAACAAGAGAGAAGGAUGCAAAAGUUACGAGAGCUGAGGAAAAAGAAAAACAAGAGAACUCAGCGCAGGAAGCGGAAGCAAAAUGCACAAGUGAUGAAGCAGCAUCAAUUUGAGAAACAGCGAAAACUAUAUCACGCUGGUUCAUUUACCAAUUCUCAAAGCUAUGUCAGAUCAGAAAUUCACCACCACCUCAGCCAGCAUUUUUCAGGAACUAUAGGAACACCUGUUGCACCAUAUACACCUGUUGCACCAUAUACCGGACCUUUUUGGUAGCUAGGGUCCAUAUAUAAUGGACCGGGUUCAUCCUGCCUACAUUCAACUAUUCAAGUCAGAGUAGUAGUACUUGAUACCAUUACUGUUUGACUGAACUGAAGAUAAAGAUAGUAGAAGAGAACGGAAAUUGCGCUGGUCGCAGAAAAACAGAAGUCAAUGCUGAUUGGCCAGUGUAGCUUUGCACUGAUUCAAAUUUAUCUUGUUGCACUACUACUUUCUAUAUGCAAUGUACAAUUAGUUACUUUCAUGGUGCUGAAUUGUUAUUAAUCAGCUUCCGUGGAGGCUCCUAAUGCCUCCGCUAG